CAGCCCAGCCUCCCACAGAUUCCUCCAGGUCAUCAACCAGGGACAAAGAAAUCCCAGAGGAGAGGAGAAGAGCCUGUUGGGGACAAGCUGCUCCUGACAGAAGCAUGCCACAGCUGAGCCUGUCCUGGCUGGGACUGGGGCCCAUGGAAGCCUCUCCCUGGGUCCUCCUGCUGCUGGUGGGGGCCUCCUGGCUCCUGGCCCGCAGCCUGACCUGGAUCUAUGCUUUUUAUGAAAAAUCUCGUCGCCUCCAAUGUUUCCCGCAGCCCCCCAAACGGAAUUGGCUCUUGGGUCACGUGGGCAUGAUCCAACCCACAGAGCAGGGCUUGAAGGAAGUGUCGAAGCUGGUGGGCACCUAUCCUCAGGGCUUUAUGACAUGGCUGGGCCCCAUCAUUCCCAUCGUCACUCUGUGCCACCCCAACAUCGUCCGAUCUGUCCUCAGUGCCUCAGAUCCGGGGUUCAGAAGAAGGUCUGCUGUACACGCAGGGUCUGGCGAGCACCUUUGGGGAUGUGUGCUGCUGGUGGGUGGGGCCCUGGAACCCCGUGGUCCGCAUCUUCCACCCCACCUGCAUCAAGCCGGUGCUCUUUGCUCCAGCUGCGGUUGCACUGAAGGAUGUGAUCUUCUACAGCUUCCUGAAGCCCUGGCUGGGAAGCCCAGUGAAUAUAUUGCUGCCAUCUUGGAGCUCAGUGCCCUUGUGGUCAAAAGAAAUGAGCAACUCCUCAUGCACAUGGACUUCCUGUACCUUCUCAGCCCCAGUGGGCAGCGCUUCCGUAAGGCCUGCCGCCUGGUGCAUGACUUCACAGAUGCUGUCAUCCAGGAGCGGCGCCGCACCCUCCCUGAUCAUGGUAUUAGUGACUUCCUCAAGGCCAAGGCUGAGUCCAAAACUUUGGACUUCAUCGAUGUGCUCCUGCUGACCAAGGAUGAAGAUGGAAAAGAGUUGUCGGAUGAGGAUAUAAGAGCAGAAGCUGACACCUUCAUGUUUGAGGGCCAUGACACCACGGCCAGUGGUCUCUCCUGGGCCCUGUACAACCUGGCAAAGCACCCGGAAUACCAGGAGCGCUGCCGGAAGGAGGUGCAAGACCUGCUGAGGGACCGUGAUCCUAAAGAGAUUGAGUGGGACGACCUGGCCCAGUUGCCCUUCCUGACCAUGUGCAUCAAGGAGAGUCUGCGGUUGCACCCCCCAGUUACAGUUAUCUCCCGCUGCUGCACCCAGGACGUUGUGCUCCCCGACGGCCGGGUCAUCCCCAAAGGAGUCACCUGCCUCAUCAGUAUUUUCGGGACUCAUCACAACCCAGCUGUGUGGCCGAACCCUGAGGUGUAUGACCCCUUCCGCUUUGACCCAGAAAACGCCAAGGACAGGUCACCUCUAGCUUUUAUUCCUUUCUCCGCGGGACCUAGGAACUGCAUCGGACAGACGUUCGCCAUGAGCGAGAUGAAGGUGGUGCUGGCGCUGACGCUGCUGCGCUUCCGCGUCCUGCCCGACGACACCGAGCCGCGCAGGAAGCCCGAGCUGAUCCUGCGCGCCGAGGGCGGGCUCUGGCUGCGCGUGGAGCCGCUGAGCUCCGGCGCGUAGUGACCCACCGAGGCCGGUCCGGGGACCCCUCCAUGCAGAUCCCCCAAGCUACCUGGGCAGAUACCAGCAAUAAAACGGUUUCACCUGCGUUUGAGUCUCACCGAGCGUCAGCAGGGGGCGCUGGGGACGUCGGGCAACCAAAGUGGUGGCCUAGGUGCGGGAGGUGAGGCCCGACCCUCGCUGGCUCUGGCUGGCCUCACAGCCCCUGAGCACAUGGUGGGAGUCUUGGGAGGGUUUGGAGCAGAAGGUGGACCUAGAGUAAGGGCAGGGUUGAGCCUCUGAGUCACAAACGCUCAGAACACUAAAUAUUUACCAUCCUUACCUCUGUUCGCAUCUCCUAAUGUAGCCUGCAUUUUCUCAUCAUGGGAUUUUUUCACUGUUGCUGUGGCUACUAAAUUACUAGGUUUAUUAAAAAUAGCAAACUCA
Marmota flaviventris (yellow-bellied marmot) is the source of this 1997-nucleotide messenger RNA. Its product is annotated as cytochrome P450 4F3. Gene Ontology annotation, molecular function: leukotriene-B4 20-monooxygenase activity; arachidonate monooxygenase activity; heme binding. The record is from RefSeq and is a predicted model, not a curated record. Lineage: Eukaryota; Metazoa; Chordata; Mammalia; Rodentia; Sciuridae. Gene Ontology annotation, biological process: leukotriene B4 catabolic process; arachidonate metabolic process.